Cercospora beticola is the source of this 1399-nucleotide messenger RNA. RefSeq lists its product as uncharacterized. The record is from RefSeq and is a predicted model, not a curated record. NCBI's taxonomy places the organism in Eukaryota, Fungi, Ascomycota, Dothideomycetes, Mycosphaerellales, Mycosphaerellaceae.
UCCAGGCAUUAGCUCAGUCAGAGUCGAAAGCACGAUUCUUUGCGCGUCUUGGUCUCGACCCUACCAAUGGCACGCACCGGCGAGUGUACAAUCUUAUGAAGAUGGAAGCCGCUGAGGGGCGCAAGCGAUUGCUUGAAGGCCAGGCAACGAGCACUGCCCAGAUUCAUGAAAGCGCAUGGCAGCGAGAAGUAUUGAGAAUUUACCAUGACGCUCAACCCCAAACCCGUGCGGUGUAUCAAUUUGGACAUGACACCGCAGAUCCGCACGCUCCCGACAACUGGAUCAUCAGAUGGAUGCUGUGGCAUGUUUUCCGCUAUCGGGAUUACAGGAACAAACAGCAACGCCAAAUGAACGAACCUGCCUCCGGAGAUGAGGACGAUGAGCACUCGUCCGACUUACUGUCUCCACCGGAUAGCAGUAGCUCUCGCAAAGGCAGCGCGAGCUCGACAGCGGCGAGCAGCACACAAGCAGCUCAAGAACCUCUCGCCCCUUCGCGACCAUAUUGGGAUCCCGUUCGCGACCAAUAGUCUGGGCUUCUGCGUUGUGUCAUUCGCUCGAUCUCGCACCAUACCCCUCCACGACAUGAUGACUUCCAUUCGAUUGAGCAUGCGGGCAUGCCCACGGCCUUGUUGGCCAUGAACACGACGCGGAGCUUUUGAACCGAGCACCACAAGGCGCCAAACUCCCAACUCGGCAUUUGAAACGCGAACAGACAAUAUCGGGAGCAGAUAGGCUUGUUCACACGCUCUAUCACCUGAUCCGGCACCACGAAAAACCAUACUCGACCGCCAGGCGACCUCUUCUCGGCGUGGCAGUGGUUCGUUGAUCGACGUGUCUGCAGAUAGCCAUGGCCGGUCCAUGUGCGGGAUCAGCUCUCCGACAUCUUAGAAUAAUGUUUAAUAGGCACAGAGGCCACACAUAUCUGGAGGGCUUGCGAUGAUAGCACCAACGUGUUGGAAAUCGAGCGCACGGGGCUAUUGUUGACGCGAAUUCGACAGCCGGUAUCGCAUGGAGGCGAAAAUGCACUGGAUGGACCGAGACCGCUCUCGCCUUGAAGCCAGCUGGAUACCGAAUCUUUCCAGACCCGUUGAGCUCUGGGCGGGCUUGAAGAGCACUUGCAAGCUCGGAGCUUUGCACUGUGAGGGACGUAUACGAGGGCGCAGCAGAGCCAACACAGCGCAGUAAGCUGGAGGUGCUACAAUUUGGGCACACAGCGAGAGCCUCGUUCACCGCUGAGAGUGCAAGGCGUCAGAGCGCCAUUCGGCCGAAGAGCCGGAGUCUACGAGACUGUUGUGCAUAUGUGCACGUCGCAUCCGUAACGAUGCGACUUUUGGCUUCUACUUCAACCCUUUUGCAAAAGUACAUAUAUCAAAUGACUGUGCCAUGAGCACCAUGUCAC